UUAUUUCCCUCUGAUUUUCUGGCCCUGUAUGGCUCUCUUCGGUGUCAGGGAUGUUAAUCCCACACUGACUACUGGGAACAGUUAUUAGUCCAGGCAGUCUUGUGCUUGGGUAAAGUUAGCUAUUCAGUUACUUAAGGAAGAAGGAAGGAAUAGAUAUUGGGAGAUAGGCAGCAACCUCUGUCACCCUCCCUGUCUCAGAGCCUGGCUGCCUGGCCCCUCUUGGAAUGGGAGUCGAGGGUCUGUUUUAAUGCUGGUUUUCACAAAACUUCAGACUUUGGGUAUAUACUGGCUCUGAAGAUUCAGUAUUGAAUGAGUUGUCCUAGGUUCCCCCUUCAUUGGGACCCUGUGGACAAGGUAUGGUGGGAGGAGCCCCUCACUGCCCCAGGCAGGCCCCAGGCCUUCCCUGAUCAGCCACUGGGUGAGCAGGGUCUGUCUUGAACUUUGCAGAACUCAUUGAGAGCGCAAUGUACCUCUACCGUGCUACGGGGGACCCCACCCUCUUAGAACUCGGAAGAGAUGCUGUGGAAUCCAUCGAAAAAAUCAGCAAGGUGGAAUGUGGAUUUGCCACAAUCAAAGAUCUGCGAGACCACAAGCUUGACAACCGUAUGGAGUCUUUCUUCCUGGCCGAGACUGUGAAAUACCUCUACCUGCUGUUUGACCCUUCCAACUUCAUCCACAACAAUGGUUCCACCUUUGAUGCGGUGAUAACCCCCUAUGGGGAGUGCAUCCUGGGAGCUGGGGGUUACAUCUUCAACACAGAAGCGCACCCCAUCGACCCUGCUGCCCUGCACUGUUGCCGGAGGCUGAAGGAAGAGCAGUGGGAAGUGGAAGAUUUGAUGAGAGAAUUCUACUCUCUCAAACGGAAUAGGUCGAGAUUUCACAAAAAAUCUAUGAGCUCUGGGCCAUGGGAACCCCCAACAGGGCCAGGAACAUUCUCCUCCUCUGAAAACCAUGACCAGGCAAGGGAGAAGAAGCCUGCCAAGAGGAAAAUCCCACUUCUCAGCUGCCCUAGUCGGCCCUUUACCUCGAAGUUGGCAUUACUGGGACAGGUUUUCCUAGAUUCCUCAUAACCACUGGAUGACUUUUUUGUUUGUUUUUGAAACUAAACUAUAACAAUAAAUCUACUUUUGACUAUCA
This is a messenger RNA of Phacochoerus africanus (Common warthog), 1137 nucleotides long. Its product is annotated as ER degradation-enhancing alpha-mannosidase-like protein 2. Gene Ontology annotation, cellular component: endoplasmic reticulum; membrane. The record is from RefSeq and is a predicted model, not a curated record. The transcript has 2 exons. Bases 465 to 1070 code for a protein of 201 amino acids. Gene Ontology annotation, biological process: endoplasmic reticulum mannose trimming; carbohydrate metabolic process; mannose trimming involved in glycoprotein ERAD pathway. NCBI's taxonomy places the organism in Eukaryota, Metazoa, Chordata, Mammalia, Artiodactyla, Suidae. Gene Ontology annotation, molecular function: calcium ion binding; mannosyl-oligosaccharide 1,2-alpha-mannosidase activity.